GCCAUCAACACCGGUGAGAGACAAGUCAGCUGUUGUUGUUGCUGACUUCUCCGGAUCCGCCCAGCCGGGCGUCACAGCACCGACAAGAUGGCCGAGAGUACGGGACGAAAGUGAGGGUGGAAACAAAAACACUGGCGAGCUAUCCUUGCCGCAGAUGCCAGACCUGUAGAGCUGCUGCGGACAAGUUAGUGCAAAGAUAAAAGCUGGGUUGUCGGUUUAUUCAAGACUAAGUUCUGUGGGUGACAUCUGCGGUAUGCAGACAAGCGUGCACCAAGCCAGCUCGCUGACAGAACGUUUGUCCGGUUGUGUGCGUUGGCUAGCUAGCUAGCUAGCGAGCUAACCAUGUUAGCUAGCUGACAACACCGUUAGCGAGAGAAAACGUUUUCAGAAAGUGACAGUUGGGUAAUUUGGAAAUAAAUAGUUGUUGCUACUUCUUCGUUUUUGAGAAUUACAUUUUUUUGCAGCGACAUAACGUUAACUUCCCUGAGUGGGGAAUCUGAUUCAACGCACUAGUUAACGCUUAGCCAGCCGGUUAGCAAAGUAACAUUGCGGAUUUCUUGCUUGCAGCUUCAGAGUUAGCAUUUGCAAACGUCUGUUAGCUUGCUCAGCUGUUUUUGGAUGACUUGGGGUUGGGACACCGGAAAGGUCUACCAACCUGUGCGGAGGGACAUUUUUCUCUCUACAUAAAAGUUCCUGUGACGGUUCUCAGUAGGCCUGUGUAACUAGGUGUCUUGGAGGAUUGCUAACGAUAACGUUACCACAGCCAGGACAGUAAAGAUAAGUCAAGCCGAGGAGAGCUCAACACUGCGUUGUAGGAGGCGCAAAUCCAGUCAGCAUCACCAUGGCCCAUUCUCCUGUUCAGGGUAACCUGCCGGGGAUGCAGAAUACCAAAGCUGACCCGGAGGAGCUGUUCACCAAGCUGGAGCGCAUUGGCAAGGGUUCGUUUGGCGAGGUGUUCAAAGGGAUCGACAAUCGCACCCAGAAAGUAGUGGCCAUCAAGACAAUAGACCUGGAGGAAGCGGAGGACGAGAUCGAAGACAUUCAGCAGGAGAUCACAGUGCUGAGCCAGUGCGACAGCCCCUUUGUCACCAAGUACUACGGCUCAUACCUGAAGGACACAAAGCUAUGGAUCAUUAUGGAGUAUUUAGGUGGAGGCUCAGCAUUAGAUUUGAUGGAGCCCGGAGCUCUGGAUGAGACCCAGAUUGCCACGAUCCUAAGAGAGAUCCUCAAGGGCCUGGAGUAUCUGCACUCUGAGAAGAAGAUCCACAGGGAUAUCAAAGCCGCCAACGUGCUGCUGUCCGAGCAAGGAGAGGUGAAGCUGGCAGAUUUUGGCGUGGCGGGACAGCUCACCGACACUCAGAUUAAACGCAACACCUUUGUUGGCACACCCUUCUGGAUGGCCCCUGAGGUCAUCAAACAGUCGGCUUAUGACUCAAAGGCGGAUAUCUGGUCUCUGGGCAUCACAGCCAUCGAGCUGGCGAAAGGCGAGCCGCCCCAUUCUGAGCUUCACCCCAUGAAGGUUUUAUUCCUCAUCCCAAAGAACAACCCGCCAACGCUGGAGGGCAACUACAGCAAACCGCUUAAAGAGUUUAUCGAGGCCUGUCUGAACAAGGAGCCCAGUUUUAGGCCAACUGCCAAAGAGCUGUUGAAGCAUAAGCUGAUCGUCCGUCACGCGAAAAAGACCUCCUACCUGACUGAGCUGGUGGACAAGUACAAGAGGUGGAAGGCAGAGCAGUCUAGAACCGCAGAGUCCAGUUCUGACGAGUCUGACUCAGAGCAGGAUGGCCAGGCGUCGGGUGGGAACAACUUUGGCAGUGAUGACUGGAUCUUCACCAUCCGGGAGAAGGACCCCAAGAAGCUGCAGAAUGGAGAGGGACAGUCGGGGACAACAGACCAGACAAAAGACAUUCCAAAGAGGCCUUAUUCACAGAGCCUGGUCACAGUCAUCUCUCCUGCAUUAGCUGAGCUUAAGACGAGACAGGAGCAGGUGAACGGGAACCCCAUGGUCCUGGAUGAGCUGAGGGAGGCCAUCUUGCUGGCUGAGGAGGCCUACCCUGGCAUCUCUGAUUCCCUGGUGGCUCACAUGGUCCACAGGCUCCAGAGUUUCUCCACAAGCAGGACGUCUUCCUCCUCCCACUAGUAAUUGGCUGUCUGCCCCGGUCCUGCUCUCCCAGUCCCCCUCCGCCCCCCAACCCCACAGCCAGGUCAGAGGAUUAAAAGUCAGUGGCCAAGCCAUUCAGUACCAGCUGACCACGUUUGACCUCCCGCUGUGGAGAUUGUGUGGUGGGGGGGUGGGCUAACCUAGCCUGUAAUAAAAGUGACUGAACUCCAAAGCGGAGGAUAACAGAAAAACCUUGCAGAGCUUCUUUUAGCCACUAAGAGAAGAGAAGUUCAGGGGGAGGCAGAACCCGUAGAAUCGGCUCUUAUUGGACAAGACUCAAAGUUGGAGCUAAACCACCAGAGAAACACCCAAGUUGGACUCUGAGCUCUGUUUAUGCGCGACUUCUCCAGCCUCACACCAUGGAGUCUCGACGUGGAAUUUGCUCGCCAAGGAGCCGAAAAAUCUCCCCCAAAUCUAAGACUUCAUUCCCCCUCUUCAUGCAGGCGUCAUAUUCCCAGAACCUCUGAAAGCAUGCUUGAUGAACCUGCAGGUAUAUUAUCUUAGUGUGCAAGCAGCGUGUAUGCGUGCUUAAAUGCACAUGUGUGUGGGCGCCUGCGUGCGUGUGUGCGCGCGCGCAAACGUGUGCUUUGUGUAUGUGAGACUCCCUGUUAAAGGCAAAUUGCAGCAUUCUUAAUGAAACCUCAGGUAAAGUGCUUUAAGUGGAUUUUGUCCUCCGAGGCGGGGGGGUGGGGGGGGGGGGGGGUUGCCAUGCUGUACAUGAUUACAAGUUGUCAUUGCGGGAAAUGAAUCACUGUGUACAAAAUAGUCAUGCGCGUUUUGUAGAUAAUGUUUAAAAGCAGAUACUUAAAGAUUUCAAGUUACUCCAACAGAACAGAAAAUGCCUUGCCUUUUUGAGAUACACACAUCUACGUUCUGGCAUUUCAUCAGAUUUAGUUUAUUUUACUCGUCGGUGAAUGGGUUUCAGUUCAGUAUUCAUCAACGUUUUCUUUCUAAGUGACUGACUUUUCAUUUCAAUCCCCUGCUGAAUCCUCAACCUAACUAUGAUACUAAGCUUACUUUGUUUAGAGGCAGAAGCUUUUCUUUUGUUUCUGUAGUCGGGGAAAACCAACUUGUACUUAUGUUUAGACAAUUUAAUUCAUUGUUUAGGACAAGAAUUGAGGGAGAUCUGCGUCGGCAGUGGCUCUUAAAUGAGAAUAACAGUAUUGAGUGGAGCCGAGAACAAUUACAAGGGGGACACACUAUAGGUGGUUAUAUGCUGAUAUCAUGUGAAGUAUUAUUUUUCCUUGGCUUGUAAUUUAUCCUUAGCAUUACUUAAGAAGUGGAAGCGAGGAGUAACUAGCAAGGACCAUCAUAGGCAUCGCAUUAUGACAAUUGCUCAAGGCCCAACUACAGCGUAGAUCAGGACCAGCCAAGCUGCAGACAUCAACGCCAUCUUUAUUUCCUCACUCCAGACAUUUCUGUUCUCACUUCCACACCGUGCUAGAAGUGCCAUGUCCUUUUUAUGCUCUCACCAGAUGUUUGUAGUUUGAUUUGCACCUUUUUGUUUCAGAUCAGUUUUUUGCACUUUGAAAGUGUGUCGAGUAUUUAAAGAGGGAGAAAAAAACAAAAUGAAAAAAAGUUGCUAAUAGCCAUGUUUUCCUAUAUAUGUUUACUUAAGAGUUCCACAUUUUACUACUGUGCUAAUGCAGCAAUAAUGUUGAGGAGUUGCAUCAAGACGCACUUGUCAACACAGGGAUUGAAAGAAAUUAAGAAAUAUCUGAUAUUUUUAUAACUGCAAAGAGUUAAGUAUGGAAAUAUGGAAUGCUUUAUGGAAAUGGGCACCUGCCUCCGGCAAAAUAAAUAUACCUUAAAAAAAAACAUAUGCUACGGAAAUAACAACAAAAUGUGUACAUUUGGUCUCCUUUAUCAUAGCUGACAGUUUAUAGUACUGUAUAUAAUCUUUGCUUGUGUCAUUUGAGGAUUCCCAAGUUAAAUGUAAGCUCCUUGCAAGCUUUGAAAGUGACAUGAGAAAUAAAGAUCUAAUGCUAACUGAGAA
Molecule: messenger RNA, 4157 nt
Organism: Etheostoma cragini (Arkansas darter)
Lineage: Eukaryota; Metazoa; Chordata; Actinopteri; Perciformes; Percidae
Gene: stk24b
Product: serine/threonine kinase 24b (STE20 homolog, yeast)
Exons: 11
Coding region: 842-2140 (432 amino acids)
Biological process (GO): protein phosphorylation
Molecular function (GO): protein kinase activity; ATP binding
Source: RefSeq, a predicted model, not a curated record